AUAAGCUGCAGCAUCUUUGAUAAGUUGGCUGUCUUUGGCUGCCAGUUUAUCAUCAGCUUAUCAUCUCAGCUGUCAGGAUGGGUGGCUGCUGGUCAUGGGUGAACUGUAGGUCUCACCCAGAGGCAGAACCAAAGGAUGAAGAUGAAGAGGGGGCACAGACUGGUCAUCCCAGAAAUCCAGCCCAUGUUGCCCCAUGUCCUGGGGGACCCACGUUGCAUCAUAUUCUGGGGGACCCUCUGAGGGAAGAGCCCAAUGAGGCAACCUUGGUGCCAGGAACCCUUCCAGGACCUCACAUCAACCAUGGUAUUCUGGGAGAAGAGCUCAACGAGGCAACCUCAGUGCCAGGAUCCCUUUCAGGACCUCUCAUUUGCACUGAUAUUCUCGAGGAAACGCUCAAAGAGGAAACCUCAAUGCCAGGAUCCCUUCUAGGACCUCACAUCACCGAUGACAUUCUGGGGGAAGAGGUCAAUGAGGAAACCUCAGUGCCAGGUCCUUCCAUCCCCACUGGCACUCCAAAGGAAGAAGCUUUUGUGUCAGAGCCCUUACCAGAGCCUUCCACUGCUGACAAUGAUCUUGCACAAGAAAUAGAAAUCCUCAAAGGAUUACAGAAUGACUAUGUCCAGCGGCAAAUGAGGGUUCGCCGCAUUUCCCAGCAGUUCCCUCGUUCUCUCCGGGCCAUCAACUUGCAAAUUGGACACGCGCGUACAAGGCUCAUCCGCAGUGAAGUUCGGCUGCAGCGGUGGGGAAAGGAAGGUGACCAAGCUCUGAUGCCUGUAAUUCAGACAGCUUCUCGUGAUGUUCCUGAAGGCCCUGCUACAUGUCUCCGCACCCCUGGGUCCAGUUCAUCAUCAUCUUCUGCCUCAAUGGAAGCUGGCUCCAUCCCACCAUCUGCCUCCACCUCUUCUUUCCUCCUGCAUCCCUCUCCCCCUCCUCCUCCUUCCCCACCUCCUCUAGAGCCGGACCUCAGCAAUGUGAAGGAAACUUUCCAGAGUUUGAUGGAUUUGCAGUUCCAUCAGCUGAAUGACCGCCAAAGAGACCUCCGCAGCUGCCAGGAAUGUGUGCAAAAUAUCAAGGCACUGAGGGGACAGCUCAGGAGACUGCGGAGCAGACUGGCAAGGGUGGAAGCCACCAUGGGGAUCCUGGUUCCUCCAAGGGAGCUGGAUGUUGAGGAGGAAAAAGAGGAAGACCAAAACCAGCAAUAAAAUGCUGCAUAUUUAUUUUAAAAAUAUUAAACAUUUGUUUUAAUUGGAUGGGAUAUGGAGAUAAAACAGCAAUAGAACAUGCAUAUUUACUGCUUAAAAUUAAAAAGUUGAU
Hemicordylus capensis (graceful crag lizard) is the source of this 1314-nucleotide messenger RNA. RefSeq lists its product as uncharacterized. The coding region runs from base 78 to 1202 and encodes 374 amino acids. The record is from RefSeq and is a predicted model, not a curated record. The transcript is spliced from 8 exons. Lineage: Eukaryota; Metazoa; Chordata; Lepidosauria; Squamata; Cordylidae.